Messenger RNA from Setaria italica (foxtail millet), 1495 nucleotides. RefSeq lists its product as uncharacterized. Bases 169 to 792 code for a protein of 207 amino acids. The transcript has 2 exons. NCBI's taxonomy places the organism in Eukaryota, Viridiplantae, Streptophyta, Magnoliopsida, Poales, Poaceae. The record is from RefSeq and is a predicted model, not a curated record.
UACACGCGCGUCCUCCCUGUUCCAUCUACAAAAGCAACGGCGGCACACCAUCCUCUCGUCCGUUCAGAGAUCACUCUCAAAACUUUUUCGCAGGAGCGAGCACGCGCGCGCCGCGCCCGUUGCCGUCCGCACGCGGUUGAGAUCGAGAAAAAAGUGAGGGCGCGGUCGAUGGAGGCGCGCGCGCUCGCGGGCGGCGCCACGCGGCGGCUGUCCGCGCGGGAGGAGGAGCUGCUGGGCCUCCUCGCCGGCUUCCCCGACGGCGGCUCCGAUCGCGAGCUCUCCUUCUCCGACCUCGUCGAGGCCGGCGGUGCCAGGCCCGCGGCAGACGCGGACCGCGCGCCGGCACCGCGGGAGGACGGGGCCGCGGCGCGGUCGUCGUCGCCCGGGCGGCUCGAGGCGGUGGCGGCGGCGUCGUUGACGGCGUCGAAGCAGCAGCGGCAGCAGGCGGCGAGGCAGAGGGCGCGGCGGGGCGGCGGGGGCAGCAGGGGGAGCUGCGGGGGUGGCGGGGACGGCGUGCUGCUCAACUUCUACGUGCCGGGCCUGCUCACCCGGAGCAUGACCGCGCCACGGCCCGGCCGCGGGCCAAUGUCUCCCGGGGCAGGGCAGUGCGCGCCGCCGAAAGCUGCCGCCCCCGCCGCCGGGAAAGCCAGCAGGUCAGUCACUGUCAAAGUCAAACCGACGAUCACACGCGGUUACGGUUUUCACCAGAAUCAUCAAUCGUGCACCCGUACAUACUCGGUCAUAUCAACAUCUCUUUCGUUAUAUAUAAAAAAAGUAUAUCCACAUCUGUAAUUAAGAGGCGGUUAGUUUACUAUUAGUUGACUAGUUGCACACUUCGAAGAUAAGGUGUUAUGGAAGAUGGACAUAUGUUGACACUGCUAGCUAUGGAUUGUCCUUCAAAAAAAAAACAUGUUAAGGAUUGUUUGCAACACAUGGAUUUUUUUUUUCAGUAUUUGCACGUAGAACAGUCUAGCACUCAUAAAAAUCAGGUGGCCCCCAGUUCUGAAUUAUACUACUGCAGCUGAAUGGUACCAAUAUCAUUAUGUUAUUAUUAGUACAAGAUGAGCAUCAAACACCUUUGAUUUCUUUGGUCAUCGGUGCUUGGUCUGUGUCUGAAACACACUUCUUUUUCAACUAAACAUAGGCUGGAAGGUGCAAUCGGUACAUGCAUUUUUCCUAGGACCGGUGCCUUUUGGACCAAAUGGUUCUUCCAUCCUUUUUGACCUACAUUAGCUUUUGGGAGUCAAAAAAUGGAACAACUCAUGACCAUGAAAGCAGAGAAAGAAACAAAGUUGAUAAUCUGACCGAAGUACACAGAACUGAAUGUCAGCUUUUUCCUUGAGAAGCUUCUCUUUGAAACAUACUCCCAUAGUUUUUAAAAAAAUGUUUUUUUCCUUAAAAAGUGCUCAGACUUUCGGAUUACCGCUCUACUGCUUCAGAUGCGUUUGGUGCAUGAUUUACACCAAGCUAACAAACCGGCAUGUGGUAUCCAAUC